CGCUGUUUAUUCCACAACAGAACGUACCUCACUUCUGCAAUCACUUUUUCAGCACCAAGGCUAAAGUAUCAGAAGUUUAGUGUGAAGUAGGCCUAUAGGAAAGACGAAAAGUUUCACUCAUGGCGCUUAAUGGAUCGAGAUUCGCCAGAACUACGGCAGAUUUGAAUUGGGAAUACCUGGAUAGCCUGAUCAACGAUCUUGAUGGACAGACGUCAGGAGUGUUGAGGAAGGAGAGACGGAAAUUGGCGGAACGGGUGGAGGCUCUCAAGCAUGGUCUGGACGCCGCCAUUACCAGCACCCGAAUCCAAGUCUACAAACUAGACGAUGGUUCCAAGAGACGGACGUUACAGAGAGGCAUUGACUUUCUGGAGUCUCUCAGGCGAGGGUCUGUCAGGGUAAGAACGAGAGCGGUCCUGGGAUCGAGAUCGGGUAAAAAGGGCAAGAAAAGCGACCCAACGCCAGCAACGGAACGACGAUCGAGUACUGGGAAAUCUUCAUCUGAUUCUUCUCCAAAGAAAUCUUCCAUAGCUCGGCAUACAAUCCCUGACAGAUCCCCGACAAUGAAAAGAACGGCUUCUUCAGUAGAUGGUAGUAGCGCUUGCGUCACACCAAGCUCGGAAUACAGCAAUGAUGGAAGCUCCUACAGAGGCGACCUCAUCUUACGUAUCCCCAAGAGUCGUAUCACUUCGGGUAUCUUCGGCUUUGAAUCGGGUGAUUUCGGCGGAAUUCAAUUAAAACCGACGACUCCUAUCGGGAAAAAGUCUCGAACCUCCAAGAGGGUUCGGAACUACUCAUCCUCGUCCGUUUUUGACGAGCCAGAACCACAGAAGAGGGAAAGACCGCCGGGAGUCUACCAGUUGCGAAGAGUGGUCUCAAGCGGGCAUGUUUGUACAAAAUGUCUUGGAUGUAACGGUCAUCAUUAGUAAAAGUUUGGAUAACAAAAGAGGAGAGAACAAAAUAUGGUAUGAUUUACUAGUAGUGCUGACAUUCGCUCAAUAACAUUCUAAGAUUUGUCUUACUAAGUAAAAAUUUCUUGAUUUUGAGUCAUUAACAUAUACAAUGAAUUCAAUAUUUAAAAGUUUACCAAAACGUUUGACAGCAUGUUUGCCUACAGGCAUUCCCCUUCUUAAAGUAGAACUGCGAUGGCAUUUUCAGUCGUUGACUCCAUGGGCGUAAACUUCAUACCAGUAGAUGGCCCAGUACCAGGCUACUUUGAUUUCUAGUAUUUUGUUUGUCAAUUUUAUAAAAAACAGACAAAAAUUGAUGCAUGUACAGAUGUUAUCCAUAUAAUCUAAUCGACAUAACCUAAGAAAAGAGUCAAGACCAAAGGCGUGUUUUUGUCCAUUUAAUGAACAUAUCUCUAGUUGACUACACUCUACCUGAAGUCUACUUCUAUGCUAACAGUGUAUCUACAUUAGAGCAUCUAACGAUGCUUGCAAGAAUCAUGUUGAGCAAAAUCUUUUUUGAAAAGAAUAA
Messenger RNA from Branchiostoma floridae (Florida lancelet), 1476 nucleotides. RefSeq lists its product as uncharacterized. Lineage: Eukaryota; Metazoa; Chordata; Leptocardii; Amphioxiformes; Branchiostomatidae. The record is from RefSeq and is a predicted model, not a curated record. The transcript is spliced from 3 exons. The coding region runs from base 120 to 923 and encodes 267 amino acids.